CUUGUCCUACCUUAUCCGCCUGACCACUUUCGGGGCGUGUCUACUCCCUAUUUGCUCGCCUCGUUGCCUUUGCUUUCUCCCCCCCUUUAGCCCUCGUGCCUUUUCAUAUUAUCAACCCGACACCACUUUCUUCCUUGCUUCCUCCCACCCCCAAACUUCCUACCCAUACCACUUCCGCUCCGCAGAAAAAGAAAACAGGAGCGUUAUCGUCUUUAACGCCUUGAAUCGACGUGGUUCAGGCGAGUAGGAAGACUCUGCCCCUGCCACCUACUGGUUACUGUUUUAUCGAUAUUUACUUCGGUUCCAGGCCCUCACCGAGCUAAUAUGCUGCCGGUUGACCACGACUCUUCUUGAUCUAUACCCACCCGCCGUCCCUUCCCAUCCAAACCCCUCCGGCCUACCGCUUCGCGACCGUCCCUAAACUCCCCAUUCGACAACAUUACCAGCGGCGUGUCUCUGCUCUGCUUGUCUAUUCGAUACCCCUCAAGAUCUUCAACAUGGUCGACGAUUCAGCAUUGGCCGCCGCCGCUGCCAUCGUGCAGUCCCUUGCCGCCGAUGGCACCACGCCCAUGUCUCUUCCCUUCAAGGUCGAUGCGCGAAUCGAACUUCCCGGUCGUGAUACCCCUGCCAAACGAAGUCUCGAGAACGAGCUCGCCAAGCUCGCCCAAAGAAUCGAGAAACUCGAGAACCGAGCCCACGCCUCUGUGGCCUUCCCGGAGACGCCCAACGAAGUUCACGAUUCUCUCUUCGCCGACGACUCCGAGGGCACAUCACCGUCAUCGUCCAACAGUCGUCCUAUUUCCAGGCCCAAGUUCCAACGCGAAGCCUUGGAAAGCUUGCAAGAGAAGGUGCUUGAUCAGGAGAAAGGCAUUUCCAGCGCCAGACAGGAAAUCAGCAGUGUAAGCGCUCAGCUUCUCGAGCAAAAGGAACUCCAGGAACAGGCUUUCUUCAAGAUCGAACAGGAGCGAGUUGCUACUCUGGAACGGGAACUAUGGAAGCACCAAAAGGCAAAUGAGGCCUUCCAAAAGGCCCUGCGAGAAAUCGGUGAGAUUGUUACUGCUGUUGCGCGCGGAGACCUGUCCAAGAAGGUCCGCAUGAACACCGUCGAAAUGGAUCCCGAAAUCACGACUUUCAAAAGGACAAUCAACACUAUGAUGGAUCAGCUGCAGGUUUUCUCAAGCGAAGUCUCUCGCGUCGCCCGCGAAGUCGGAACCGAAGGUUUGCUCGGCGGUCAGGCUCGCAUCGAAGGUGUCGACGGCACCUGGAAAGAACUCACGGACAACGUCAACGUCAUGGCUCAAAAUCUUACGGAUCAAGUGCGAGAAAUCGCAUCGGUAACAACUGCUGUCGCCCAUGGUGACUUGACCAAGAAAAUCGAACGCCCUGCCAGAGGAGAAAUCCUGCAACUGCAACAAACGAUCAAUACCAUGGUAGACCAACUGCGAACUUUUGCCUCUGAAGUCACUCGAGUCGCUCGCGAUGUCGGAACCGAGGGUAUUCUUGGUGGUCAAGCCGACGUCGAAGGGGUCAAGGGGAUGUGGAAUGAACUAACAGUCAACGUCAACGCCAUGGCAAAUAAUUUAACCACACAAGUGCGAGAUAUCAUUAAGGUAACCACAGCCGUGGCCAAGGGCGACCUUACGCAAAAGGUUCAAGCGGAUUGCAGGGGCGAAAUCUUUGAUCUCAAGUCCACCAUCAACUCCAUGGUAAAUCAACUCCAACAGUUCGCCCGCGAGGUCACCAAGAUUGCCAGAGAGGUUGGCACGGAAGGCAGGCUCGGUGGUCAGGCCACCGUCCACGACGUCGAAGGAACCUGGAGAGACCUCACCGAAAAUGUCAACGGCAUGGCGAUGAACUUGACGACACAAGUACGCGCAAUUGCCAAGGUCACCACCGCUGUCGCGAAUGGUGACCUUACUGAAAAAAUCAGAGUGCCUGUGAGAGGUGAAAUUCUUGAUCUCAAGAAUACCAUCAACACCAUGGUUGACCGUCUUGGAACCUUUGCUUUCGAGGUCAGCAAAGUCGCCAGGGAAGUCGGCACGGACGGAACUCUCGGCGGACAAGCCCAAGUCGACAACGUAGAAGGCAAAUGGAAAGAUCUCACCGAAAACGUCAAUACCAUGGCAUCCAACCUAACCUUACAAGUCCGAAGCAUUUCGACUGUUACCCAGGCCAUUGCCAACGGCGACAUGAGCCAGAAGAUCGAGGUGGAGGCGCAAGGAGAGAUACGGGUUCUCAAGGAAACCAUAAACAACAUGGUUGACCGGCUCUCCAACUUCUGCAACGAGGUACAAAGAGUUGCCAGGGACGUCGGCGUCGACGGCAAGAUGGGUGCUCAAGCAGACCCAGCCGGUCUGAAGGGUCGUUGGCGCGAGAUCACGACAGACGUCAAUACCAUGGCUAGCAAUUUGACAACUCAAGUGCGCGCAUUCUCUGAUAUCACGAACCUCGCGACAGACGGGGACUUUACGAAAUUGGUCGAAGUCGAAGCCUCCGGUGAAAUGGACGAGCUCAAACGAAAGAUCAAUCAGAUGGUGUCCAAUUUACGGGAUAGUAUCCAGAGGAAUACGCAAGCUCGUGAAGCAGCAGAACUGGCCAACAAGACGAAGUCGGAGUUCCUGGCAAAUAUGUCUCACGAGAUUCGCACACCCAUGAAUGGCAUCAUCGGCAUGACGCAACUGACACUGGAUACGGAUUUGACACAGUAUCAACGAGAGAUGUUGAACAUUGUCAACAGUCUAGCGAACAGUCUGUUGACAAUCAUUGAUGACAUUUUGGAUUUGUCCAAGAUUGAGGCCCGCAGAAUGGUCAUCGAAGAGAUUCCUUACACGUUGCGUGGAACAGUGUUCAACGCACUGAAAACCCUAGCCGUCAAGGCGAACGAGAAGUUCCUCGACCUCACGUAUCGCGUUGACAGCUCUGUACCAGACCACGUCAUUGGAGAUUCAUUCCGUCUGAGGCAGAUCAUUCUCAACCUAGUCGGCAACGCCAUCAAGUUCACGGAGCACGGCGAGGUUAGCUUGACCAUUAAGAAGGCAGAUCCUGUGGUUUGGGCUUGCAACCCUGACCAGUACGCCAUCGAAUUCAUCGUCACCGACACCGGUAUUGGCAUUGCAGCCGACAAACUUGAUCUCAUCUUCGACACAUUCCAGCAGGCCGAUGGUUCCAUGACCAGGAAGUUCGGCGGUACCGGUCUCGGCUUGUCCAUCUCGAAACGUCUCGUCAAGCUCAUGGGCGGCGACUUGUGGGUCAAGAGCCAACACGGUCAGGGCAGUGAGUUUCACUUCACGUGUCGCGUCCGUUUGUCGGAUCUCGGCGUCGAGGUCAUCGAGAAGCAGAUCAAGCCAUACAAGGGCCACGAGGUUCUCUUUGUCGACAAGGCGCAGUCGGGCUACGGAACUCAGAUCAAGACGAUGCUGUCCACCAUUGGCUUGAAGCCGGUUGUUGUCGAGUCGGAGAAGGACCCGUUGCUUACCGGCGUCCGGGACGCUCAGGCAAUGCCAUACGAUGUCAUCAUUGUCGACUCCAUCGACACAGCCAGGAGGCUCAGAUCGGUCGACGACUUCAAGUACCUGCCAAUCGUUCUCCUGGCGCCCGUUGUCCAUGUGAACCUCAAGUCCUGCUUGGAUUUGGGAAUCACGUCGUACAUGACGACGCCCUGCACCGCUGUUGAUCUCGGCAACGGAAUGAUCCCUGCCCUCGAGAACCGCGCCACGCCUUCUCUGGCCGACAACACCAAAUCGUUCGAAAUCCUGCUUGCUGAAGACAACCGAGUCAACCAGAGGCUUGCCGUCAAGAUUCUUGAAAAGUACCAUCAUGUGGUCACCGUCGUCGGCAACGGUCUUGAGGCGGUGGAGGCCAUCAAGAGGAAGAAGUUCGAUGUCAUUCUCAUGGAUGUCCAGAUGCCAAUCAUGGGCGGUUUUGAGGCAACAGGCAAGAUCCGCGAGUACGAGCGAAGCUUGGGCUCGCACCGUACUCCCAUCAUUGCCCUGACAGCCCACGCCAUGAUGGGUGACCGUGAAAAAUGCAUCCAGGCACAGAUGGACGAGUACUUGUCCAAACCUCUGCAGCAAAACCACCUUAUCCAGACCAUUCUCAAGUGCGCGACCCUCGGUGGCCAGCUGCUGGAGAAGAACCGAGAGAGGGAUACGGCUCAGCAGCCAAGAGCAAAGGCGGCCACCAACGAGCAUCCCCAGUCUCAGCUUCGCCCACCUCUGGAGACCAGAGCCUUCACCUCAAAAGAACCAAUCACAGGACCCAGCCCAGCCAGCCCAGCGUUGGUCUCGGCGGAUCAGGAAGAUCCCAUUUCCAGGGCACGUAAUGGCCUUUCCGACUCGCGCAGCCUAACAAGCUAACUUGGUUUCUUGUUCGUGCGCGCAGCUGCUACUGAGGUCACAUAGUUCCUAACUGGGAUGUGCAGGGACAGGCUCAGAAAAAACGCAAGUGGCGACCCGAAUAAGCAAACCGACUUGGCAUAGUUUGUUGUUUUCGUUUCGAUGAAAUACCCAACAAAGUUACAAGAGCAUUGGUUGAGAGAACGCAUGGGCAUCGCCGCUUCCCUGUUUUUAUCCGAAUCUCCUAUAAACGCGCGCGCACACACACGUACACACAAGCGCCAGACAUAUCUACACAUACGACCCGACGUGUCUCCUAUCGGCAGAAGGCAUAUUUCGAUACGAGUCACUGUUUUAAGUUUCGUUAUAAACGCAGGUGUGCAUAGUGUUCCAACCCACAAAGCAAGCAGCUUGUCUUAGCUUGCUUACUUGCUUGGUCACUCAAAUCUCAAGAUGGGUACGCACACAGAUGGGCAUUUGGGCUACAAGGAUGGGAGGCCGUUGGGAGUUUUCGAUUUCAUGUUUGUCUUUUAUCAACGAAGGAGGGGGGGGGAGCAGAUGCCAUGCUGCCCUCGCUUUUUCCCUUCUUGUUAACUUGUAGUUUUACUUUUGAAUGCCGUGCUUGCAAGAGGGGGGAUACAAGUCUUGCAGUGAGCAUGCCGACUGCUUCUUCAUAUCGCAAACGUAUGGAGAAACAACCGUCUGCAGGCAUCAUCUUCUACGACAUGACAAGAGACUCUAGAGUAGCCCAAGUCCGUUUUGAGGGUUCUGAACAAGAUGGGGAGGACUGAGAAACAAGUUGCUGUUUCUCUUGGGAAUGAACAUAGGAGGUGGUUAACAGGAAGAGGGAGAGACGGAGUCGUGUUUCCUUCCUUUCAGAUCAGCUUACCAGCAACAAGGGCGUAAGAUAGGGAUGGGGCAGAGUUUACAUCACUGAUAUCGAAAAGCCGGACCGUUUUGGCCUGGCUGAACACGCAGACUCCCGAUGCGAUUGUCGUGUUGUGAUUGUGACCCCUCUUGCGUAACGAUGCCAUCCAUUCUGGGUUGUCAUAUUUACUUAUGUGAUGGGUGCGUUUCUUGAUAUGCGUCUGGCCAGCCCCUUCCUUCCUGUCCGGCUCCACUCCCACGGUCCUCCGGGCCGAUGGCAGUCGAUUAAGUAUCAACCGCUACC
This is a messenger RNA of Colletotrichum destructivum, 5505 nucleotides long. Its product is annotated as Putative signal transduction response regulator, receiver domain, histidine kinase/HSP90-like ATPase. The transcript is spliced from 6 exons. Gene Ontology annotation, molecular function: phosphorelay sensor kinase activity. Gene Ontology annotation, biological process: cellular hyperosmotic response; phosphorylation; phosphorelay signal transduction system. The record is from RefSeq and is a predicted model, not a curated record. Gene Ontology annotation, cellular component: membrane. The coding region runs from base 498 to 4355 and encodes 1285 amino acids. Lineage: Eukaryota; Fungi; Ascomycota; Sordariomycetes; Glomerellales; Glomerellaceae.